Molecule: messenger RNA, 9142 nt
Organism: Lineus longissimus
Lineage: Eukaryota; Metazoa; Nemertea; Pilidiophora; Heteronemertea; Lineidae
Product: eukaryotic elongation factor 2 kinase-like
Exons: 14
Coding region: 332-2710 (792 amino acids)
Biological process (GO): myosin II filament disassembly; response to differentiation-inducing factor 1; protein phosphorylation
Molecular function (GO): ATP binding; protein binding; elongation factor-2 kinase activity
Source: RefSeq, a predicted model, not a curated record
AGUCUGUGCUGAACAAAUCGUGUUUUGAAAGUGGACAUAACUGGUCUGAGGACAGGAUAGGUCAUAUCAAUAAUCAUCUGGUAAAGGAACGUAAAAGGAAUAUCAAGGCCUUCAUAUUACUCAGGCAAGCUUGUUUUAUGUAAAAGUAAACAUUUCUAAUUGAGUGAGACCUGUCUGUUAACCUACGACCUGUUCUGUCGUCUCCUGCCUCAGCUGCAGCAGACGUGAUCUCCAGGAAGGAUCAACCCUCUGUUACGCUGGAUCUCUUGUUGUUAUCGUAUCUCAUCAUUUCCUCCGGGAUACCUACCGCUGAUCAUACAUCAUCAAAACCAUGUACCCACAAGUCGAUAGUGCUGCAGGAGCGGGAGUGGAGAGCGCCAGCGGAACCAAUACAUUCGACUCUCCCCAAGAUUCUGGGAUGGAAUCCGACGACUCCGAUGAUGACAUGGACAUGGACAUGGACGCCUGCAUGGUAGACAGUGAUGAGGAUUUCUUCUCAACGAAGAGCAUGACAAAAAGUGAUGAAGAAGAGGAAAAAGAGGAACCCGUGGCCACCGCUGAUGCUCCGAGCGAGCUGCCACCGAGUUUCAAAAUGUCGCUACGACAGCGCCGCGUGAGUAAAUCAGAAACGCUACCACUGCUGAACAUCCAGCGAGCAAUGCAGUUGCAGGGACGAGGAGGGUUUACUAUCCCUUUGGCAGUACCAGAAUCUCAAACACGCUUUUCAGGGCGGCAGAACUGGAAGAGGGCGUUCGCCAAGCUGAAGUUGAUUAAGGACCCGUGGAAGGAGUUUCAUCUUGAUGAGUUAGAGUCUGAGCCAGCGACGCGCCAUCGUUACAACGCGCUGAAGAAACAGUGGGUGACCGACGAGGUAGUGGUCAAGAUGCAGAAAAAGCCAUUUGCCCACGGUGCCAUGCGAGAAUGCUUCAGGGUAAAGAAGAUCUCCAGUCUCCUCCAUCAUAACCAAGACUGGAAGAAAGCGCAGAACUAUGUGGGCAAGCGUUACCUGCAGGAUGUGGACAACUCCACUUAUAUGGAAGAUGUUGUCCUACAGAUGGAUGCCAAGCUGUGGGGUGAGGAGUUCAACAGGCACAACCCCCCUAAAAAGGUGGAUAUCUUUCAGAUGUCACUGCUUGAGUUCCACGACCGACCGGGCAAACCCCUCUACCAUCUGGAGCACUUCAUCGAGGGCGAAUACACCAAGUACAACUCAAACUCUGGCUUUGUUGAUGAAAAGAUGAGGCUCACUCCUCAUGCAUUCAGCCACUUCACGUUUGAGAGGUCCGGCCAUCAGUUGAUUGUGGUGGACAUCCAAGGAGUAGGAGACCUGUACACUGACCCGCAGAUCCAUACCCACAACGGCUUAGGCUAUGGCGAUGGCAACCUGGGCACAAGGGGCAUGGCACUGUUCUUCUACUCGCAUGUCUGUAACUCGAUCUGUAGCAGCCUGGCGCUCUCUGAGUUUGAUUUGGCCGCAUCAGUGGUCUCGCUUCAAAAGAAGUACAUUGAUUUCCAGAAAAGUGCUGCAACCAUCGUACGUGGUGCGGAAGAGUUCUGCCAUAGUCCUUCGCCACAAGAGCGAGUGGACAUCAGCCGUUUCAUUCGUACAAGGACGAUAUCUGGCUGCAGUAUCGGAUCAAACGGAGAGGGUGGAGGAGACUCUGACUUGGACUCGGAUCACGAUAGUGUCAAGUCGGCUGAUGACGAGGUGCCCAUGAUGAUAUCUCCACCGAUGAUAUUUAUGCGGCGUAACCGAUUCACUGCGAAUAUCAGUGAAUCCGACGGAGAUACUCUGACAGAGCUUGAUAAAGAAAGUCCUCGUGCAAGGAGACUAAACAAUCCAAUUGCUCACCAACCAUCUGAUAGUUGGAGUAAACUCUAUGGGAAAGAAGUGAAUGGUACCCCGCUCUCGCCGCGGGACAGUUGGACGAAAAUGUAUGGGAGAUUUGUGGUAAAUGACGAUGAGAUUUAUAGCCCUUCUCGUCAAGAGGAAGAGAGACAAGCAUUUGCAGCUGCCAUGAAGAGAAUCCAUCGUCCUUCGUGCAUCACCAACGAGUUGAACCUGAGGAAUACAGGAGACGUUGGUGUGGCAGCGGUCAAGAAGGUUGGAGACUCCAUCUUAGGCCAGGUGCAUCAUGAUAUGACCAAGUAUCACGAGUGUGGCCGCUUCUGUAUGAAUGAUAGUGACAUCGACUGGGAGGCUGCGGUCUAUCACGAAGAGCAGGCAGCCAAGUUGGGCAUCAUGGAAGCCAUCCUUACCUUGGCCAAACUCUAUCUUGGUUUUCCCAGAGACAUCUUGGUCAAUUGUACCAUUACGGAGACCGAGUCAAACCUUCAGAGAGGCUUUGACUAUUUGAUGUCAGCUGCCAAGUUCAACGACGUCGAUUCCAUGAUCAACAUAGCCAAGGCUUAUGAAAAUGGAUAUUACAACAGGUCAAAGGAUUGGGGUUUGGCCAUGGAGUGGUAUGAGAGAUCAGUCGGACUCAUCGAAUCACAGUGUAUCAAUGAGACAGAGGAACCUCUUUAUGCACUCAAGGCCAAGUUGGCUGACUUGUACAAAUGUGGCGGAUUCAAUUUGAAAGCUGAUCCACAGAAGUCAGGUGACUUGUUCAACGAGGCAGCUGAGCUAGCCACAGAGCAGAUGAAGGGGCGACUGGCUACGAAAUACUUCAUGCUCGCUGAGGAGGCGUACGGAGAAUUGGAAGAAUGAGGGAAAUGUAUUGUGGAAUGGUCUCUACGUAUAAAACUCUAUGACUGAAAUCAAAGUUACACAAGUGUUAGACCCUGUAAAGAUAUAAAGGUAGCUAUGACAAGAUAAUCACUAAGGAGAGGUUGUGGAAAUGGCCUCGAGGAAGUGUCAUCCAGGACUGAAAGAUUCUGUAAAUAGUUUGAAAGCUAGCAAAGAGGAGAUUGAAGUGCACUUUGAGAAAGGAUGUGUGGACAAAUACAGGAAACAAACCCACAAUGAGAUUGGUGAGGUAUGUGUAUGGUGUUUGUUUGAAAGGCUGUAGUUAUUCACACAAUGCUAGAUGCUAGUUUAUUUAUCGAUGACGGUUGCUUCUGUUUCUUGUCCCCUCUUUCACUGCCAAACGUGUUUGUCGACUAAAAGUUUUCAGAGAUGGAGAACGUGUGGCAUUGAAUGAGUGACAGUUAGAUGUAGAUUGUGCUUGUGCGGUUCACCUGAAAUCAGAGAUUCUAAAGUUGUGAGUGUAAACUUCUCGUGAAGGAUCCUGCUAGGAUACUGAGUGUUACAACUGAUUGUGCCACAUGUACAUGGUAUUUAAGUUACACAUCCGAGAAUAACUUGAUCGCAAAGGCAUCCAAUUGGCAUCCAAAAGCUGUCAGUGAUGUGAUGAUAAGCUACGAGUAUAGAAGGCUUGCUUUGCCUUACAUUAACUUUGAGUCUGAUGCCACUCGGUCAUCACCCUGGAGCAAAAGCAACAGUUAUGGCUCUGUCAAAAAAUUCUUAUCAGGGACUUCACAUGAUUUCCUUGUAUUCUGUUAAACAAUUCGUUUGUGCCAUGCAUAUUGGAUCCGCACUUGUUUUUAACUGUGACGAAUUCUGACCAUUUGUUACCAUCUGGAGUAUAGUAACGCUUUUAUUUAGCUCAGGACUUUUUGAGAUUCAGUCUUUGCAUUUAAAAUGGGGUUUUUUUGGUGUCCCCGUGUUAAUUUUGUCUCCUGAGUUUGGUGCCUUCCUGUGCUUUUCUUAAACUGAUUGUCAAGUUGUUUUUUGCAUUGAAAACUUUGGUGUGACGUCUUCUUUUGUGAGGUUAUGUUUUCCAAAUCUGGAAGAAUUUCAUUAUACUUAGUGAUCCAGAUGGCACCAAAUAGUCAGGAUCUCAAACUUAAACUAUCCUGUUUUCCAUUAUAAAUGAAGGCAGCUUUCACUCUGAUGAAUCAUAAUAUCGACAGAUGUUGUCGAAUUUCGGUUUUUUACUCAGGAUAAUCAAGUCUUUUCCUUUGUCGUAUAAAUCUCUCUGUUGACAUAACUUAGGCACUCAAGUCUUUGUGAGCUUGAAUCUAAGUGGAGUGUAUUAAAGGCAUACAUGUAGAACCGGUUUUACCAGAUGAGGAGAAACUUGACUUCAGUUUACAUUUUGAAACCUAAAUAUUUAAAUCUUAUUUUUACCUUCUUUUGCCAAGAGGAAAACUUUUUAGGGUUACCGGUAUAUUUCAUAAAUUUAUGACAUUUUUCUGUAUAUUCCAAAUUUGAUGUCAUGAGUGAUGAAUAACAGUUUUAGUUUUCAUAGAAAUGAAUGUCACAAGUCUGACUGAUGAGUUUUAAAAAGUUCAGUUCAAAAAGCAAAGAAGAUUUAUCGGGCAUUAAAAAUCGAUUUGAGGAAUGAAGGUGCUGGCAAAGGACACUGCCUAAGUUGGACUCUUUUCGUAUGUGGCUUACGAUUCUCGGUGCCAGCACAACAUCGCAGGGCCACACUGUGUAGAAAGAUCACACUUUCAUGACAAUUCUGAUGUGGCAUGAGACAACAGUUUGAGUUGUUUAACUUUCCUGGGUUGUGAUUGAGCUGAAGAUCCAGUGAGUGUACAUUUUGGCACUGUAGGGCCCUGCUGUUGAGCCUUGCACGAGAAUGUCAAGUCCCAUAUUGUAAUACUGUGAUCGUGUACAUAAUGAGUGAUCUGGCCGUACCAAUUUUAUCGCAAAUUUCAACGGGCAUUUCAGCCCUUUAUAUGGAUGAGGCUUCAUCAGUUUUGAAAAAAAAUUCUCUGAGAGUUUGACAAAUAUCUAUGAUUAGUUUUUUGCAGUGUAUUUUAAAGCAUAGUGACCUUUGGACCCCUGUGCUGGCUAGAUUUCUUAACACCUGGUAGGCCGGCUUAUGCCAGACAUUUCCUCAGCUAAUAGAUCUGAUGAAGUAUAAAACUCCUAGGUUCUUUGUAAAGCUAGCAACCCAACCCUGCCAAAACAGAAAUGAUGCAUGACAGGGAAUUAUAGGCAAAAUGACUUCUUGAAAUAACGUGGCAAUGAAAUUGAUAUGGCCUUUUGUAUUUUCAAGUUAACUUUUAGACCAUCAGUGUCAGUUUUUUACCCUGUUGUACUGCUUUUUAUGGCAAGUUCAAAGUUGACCAGCUGAUCUAGAAUAGUCCAUAUUGUACACAUCUAUUUACAGUGACCUACAUGUACGUGUAAACACAUCUAUUUACAGUGACUUACAUGUACGUGUAAACUGACAAUGACUUGAUGUUGUAAACAUGUGAGCAUUCAUCGCUAGCUGACGAAAACAUUAGCUGGUACUUUUAACAGAAACAUGUCAGGUAUCGACAGUCGUCAUCUUGGCCUAGAAGUGACUUCUUGCCUUGGGUGCAGCUCUGUUCACAUCACAAUUGGUGUUUUUCUUGGUCCUUGACUUUACAGUUCCGGUAAGUUUGCGUUUAGUUGGCCAGGCUUUGAUUUACUGCUCUACUUACUGUAGUGUUUCUGUUAUAGAAAUGUACAUGUAUCUAAAUUUGCUGAACAACAGUGUACUAUGGUUACUUUGAAUACUACACUAGGUAUAAACUCUUGACAUACUCAAACAUCAUCAAUAUGUGUCCUAGACUCUGUAUAUAUCGCUCAUUCAAGUCGUACAUGUAUUCAGGACAAUCACAAUGUGGAAUAUCGACUUAAUGUCAAGUGCUGGGUUUUAUUGGUCUGUUGAGUCACAAGAUGCCGGAUGACUUCUUCUCGACUCAGGAAGUAAAACGAGCAAUUCGAGAGUGACAAAUCGUUUUACAGUGUCCACUUGUCCUAUUUCAUUCCACAGCACCUUACUUCCAUGUAGGCUGCAUUCUUACUUCAUCAAAUCAAACUCCCUUCAUAGUGCUUGUAAGUGUGGAUAGAGUUUCACAUCAGUAUUGUUAUCUUUCUUCUUAUAAUAACUUAGUUCAAGCAGAACAUCUUUUUUACCUUACAUGUAUAUCUACUUUAUUUUCCACCAGAAAUGCACAGCGACACACUGCUGUGCAGGUGUAGGUACUUUAUUCUCAUUAUGCACAGACCUCUGUGAUCUUCUUUAAGCAGGUGUGUUUAUUUGUCAUAAAGUCUUCUGGAAUCUUACACAUUAUAAGCUGAUGUUAGGUUUAACUUUCUCCCAGCACCUGUAGUAGAUAAGACAUGGCAUAAUCUGUCAGUCUGUGACACAAUCAGUACUCUUUCUUGUAGCAUGGCACAGGGUUUCCGCUGGAAGGCUUACUUCAUUGGCUUUUAGGGGCCCGACCUAGAAACUGGUUCAUUUCAUAUAUCCUAGAAACAGAAUCAUUUGAAAUAUCCCAGAAAGUUAGGAAAUAUGCAAGUCGUGUUUUCGAUGUGAUGUACAGAACUGUAUUGCAGUUUGGUAUGUAUGAAUUGGGAAAGGACAUUCCGUAGAUCGAGUUAGAUCUUGGUAGUCUAAAAUAUCCUGGACUAUGUUUGUUUACAUUUGUGUCUGGGUUUAGGCAAGGAUGUUUAAUUUGAGCAAAGUUUGAUUUUGUGGAAGGGCUGAAAAUCUUUUGAAUUUCUAGAUUGAGGAGAGCAUAAAUUCAGAUGUGUUAAAGAUUUGUGUUUAUGUGGAAUGUGUUUUUGUAUUGUAAUUCAAGACGGCACUUGGCUAUUGUGGAUAGCAAUGCAUAACAUUAUUGAGGAAUUUAUUGUAAGUUUUUCUUGUGUAAUGAAAAGUGUACACAUUAUUCAAAAGUAGUUGUUGUACUUGGUUGUAUCUCUUUGUAUUUUUUGUAUGGUUUAGAGGAACCGGAUCCUGUAACAGUCAGUUGUUUUGUCAGUGCUGUAUGAAGCUUAUCAUAGUGCUUGUCACCAUGCUAUCGCAACAUCUAUUCAGGUCAUUUAUAUUUGCAAGUCGAUAGACUUUUUUGUUUGGCUUCUUGAGAGUUGAAUCCACCUUUCUGCCUUUCCAUGACAAGAAAUGGUUGAAUUUGAUGAUUUGUAUGUUCUCUAUAUAACAUGGAAAGCCUGGUUAAACUUUGAAAUAAUCAUAUGAGGUUAUGAUUACAAUACUGUACAUGCUAGCAGUAUGAAGCUGUUAUGAUGAAAUCAACUAUUUGGACCCCCUCAUUAUCCUAUAAUCCUAUUUACGAAUGAGCAGAAAUCAGUUCAGUAUACUGUCUGAAAGCUAAAAGCUAGCUAUAGUAAUCUCACUGUUAUAAGGCUGUGCCAUCAUAGUCACACCUGAAAAAAUCAAACAGUCAUAUGAUUCGAGAAUUGUAACACAAAUUGUCAAUAUCAGCUUGUGAGUACAUGUACCUAUCAGCCAUCAAAAGAGUUCAGUGCCAAGAUAAAACCCUUCCUUACCACUGCAGCCCCUACAUAGUGUCUUCACUUCGUAGCCAUUCUAUGCAUCCCUUUAGUCAUUUAGAUAUCUACUUACAUCACAAGGGGCUGGUUUUUCAAAGAUCUAGCACGAUACAUUCACCGAAUAGGUCCUUGUGAAGGUCAGUUUGAGGAAAUGUUGGUUUAGGUUAUGACCUUGGAAGAACCCGCCCUGGUUGGGCAUGAACCCUUAUUUGGCAUGUGCCUUGUUUUUGAACUGACCUUGGAUUGCGAUGACAUAUCAUUUCCUUUCACUGACGGAAUUCUUGUGGUUAUGAGGCCAAGAAUGUUAUAUUUUGGGGUGAAACCAAAAAGUAAAAAAAACCUUUAAAAUCAGUGGGAAUAUGCCAGUCCUGAUGGUACGUCCUCAACGUUCUUCAAAAAUCUCAUUUUGUAAAUAAUCUUUCUUCAACAUUUAUCCUUGUAUUUUCUAGUGUACGUCACAUUUACACCAUUGAAUCGUAUUUGUAAAUAGUCCAUCUUGUGUUAGUGCAGGGAGGUUCUAGGACUUGUGUUCCCAUGGUCAUUCAUGGAUACCAUUUUCGCAAAUCCAUCUUUGAGAAAAAGAUGCCCGAUAUUGAUGCCUUGUUCAUGUGAUUUCUUCUUGUUCAUGUGAGUUCUGUGACUUCUUUUAAAAGAAAAUAAGGGGUUCGAAAGGGUCAAUUCAAGGCAAAGGAGUGGUAGAAACAUGACAUUACAGUCUAUUUUGCCAUCUCAUUGAUCAAGCAGCACCCCUCAUGGACCCCAUUCAUAAUCGUAAGAAAAAGUGACCAUGUGAACUGGGCAUAAAAUGGGCUGACUUUAUAGUUGAUAGUCAACACUGUGUCAUGUGUUAUAAAAUGUGUUAUAUGGCAGAAUUGUACAAUUUUUUAGGAGUUUAUCCAUCUUUUUCACAAUUUUUGUAUAACUUAUAAUACUGUGUGAACACAAGUGUUAAAUCCAUGGUAGGUUUAGUCACGAGCCAUGUUUCAUAUCAUUUGUUGUAUGUCCUAUUUGGUAGUUGGGUUCUAUCUUACUGGCAGAGGUUGUGUUUAGUUCAUGUUUAUAACAGACUGGCAGUGAUAAGUCACUUGGACAGAGCUGUAUUUCAGAAAACAUAGCAUCGCAAAGUGGAUGACAAUUUGAUAACAGUGUCUUUGGAAAUGAUUGAAUAUAACUGUUGGUGUCCCAGUUGUAUGGUUUCAUCAAUAAAUAGAUGAUUGUAACGUGCUUCAUCCAGACUUGGUGAGAGCAGUGACUAACCUGCUCAUGAAGCAUUUGUUAUCUUGUUACCUCCAUGUAUAAUUCUGAUGAAAUAGUACAAUGGGGACACUAUGCAUUCUUUGUGCUGGUCACACUGGAUGCAUAUCAGUGUUAAUUAACCUAGCUGUAUGUGUGGAGAACAUGCACAGGGUGGUGACCUGUGGCCUAGUAUAUGAGAGAAUGUGGGGGGGGGGUUGUCUCGUGCACUGUUAAUGUUUACCACACAUAGAUCAGUUCCAACACUGGCGUAUUUGUGGGUUGGUCCAUAUUUUUUGUGUGUGCUUAAAAUUUGUCGCCAGCAAAAAGUUGUUUGAUUGAUCAACUUGAAAUUAAGGAUUAUCAACAGGUUACAAUAUAAAUCCUUGGAUACAGUGCUGUUAAAUUGUUUUGUCCUAAGUCUUAUCUAAGGGUAUGAAGAACAUAUAUUAUUCAUCUCUUCACUACUCUUACUUGUAUGUAUUGCUAUUAAAUGUUUUCAUGGUAUUUUAGAGUCAUCAUCCAUCAAGCUCAUCUCAAAGAAACUUUGUAAAUAAUGCUGAAAAAUUGAAAUAUAUAUUGUUCAGAUUACAGCUUCACUCAAUAAAAUUGGAUACUGAAACUAUA